Messenger RNA from Drosophila takahashii, 1257 nucleotides. Its product is annotated as lysophosphatidylserine lipase ABHD12-like. NCBI's taxonomy places the organism in Eukaryota, Metazoa, Arthropoda, Insecta, Diptera, Drosophilidae. The record is from RefSeq and is a predicted model, not a curated record.
UGAUCUCAAAGGAAGCGGAAAACAAGGGAUAGAUUUUUUCCGGAGAAAAUCAUCUCAUUUAUUUAUUUGGUGAUAUGGCGAAAAUGAGAUUUCCUAAUAUUUUAGGCAAUUUCCCCCAGAUGAGUCCCGCAUGGAAGACAAUUGUUGUUCUGAUGUGGUGCUUUAACUUAUUCUGUUUAGUCAUUGUGGUGAUAUAUUUUACUAUAUAUUUCAUGCCGCAUAUUCAACAUGGCGAACCAGAAUUCUCAAACAAAAUAGGGAUUCGAACUCACCUGUUCGGACUAUUCGUCGAUUUCUAUCAGUACGAAUAUGAUGUCUCCAAGCCCGAGAACGUUGGACUGUAUGCCACUCGGAACUUUUACAUCCCCGUAAAAGAUCAUGAUCAGGAUAAAGAUGGUCUACGGGUUGGUGUGUAUCAUAUCUUGCCCAGCAAUAUAGUGCAUCGCUUUAAGGACGAACUUGGCGUGGAGAAGGAAGUGGCCUAUGAUAUGGAUCGCCAUCUGAAACCUGCUCCUGGCGGCGAAAAGGAGCUGGAUGAACUGGUGCCCUCCAUUCGGGCUGAAUUUCCCGUCUUACUGCCCGAGAACGAGAGGUUCUUCUACGAGAAAUUACUGGCGAUUCCGGGUGGCACCAUAAUCCUCUAUAUCCAAGGAAGUCAGAGGGAAUUCAAUCGAGGCAGUCGCCCACGUCGAGACCAGUUUAUGCUGCUUAGGACGCUCAACUACCACAUUUUUUCCUUCGAUAGCAGACGCCAUAAGGACACUGAUCCUGUGCUUCCCACUGAUGAAGACCUUGUGCGGGAUGCCUUGGUGGUAUUUGAGUAUAUAGUCAAUACCACCUCCAAUCCUAUCAUCGUAUGGGGUUAUCUGUUGGACACUGGAAUAACUAAUCUUCUAUGUGCUAAGCUAGCUAGCUUUAAGGAAAGGGCUCAAUUUGGUGUAUUUCUGGAUAACCAGUCCACUGCAGAGGGAAUAGGUACGAAUAUGAAUUUAAUCAACUCGAGACUCGAAUCGGGCAUUCAUGUCCAGGAAAACAUAGAAUCCUUCACCAUGGAUAACUUCUUGCCGGAUGGCCAAGACCACCGUAUCUACUACCUCGACUUGCCCGUGAAAGGUGGUGACCUAAAGAUUGAUAGGAUGUUCUAUUACAUCGAGCCGAAUGUGCCGGAAAAAUUAGAAAAGUUUGUGAAAAGCUACCGAAAUGAGAGCUCUUAGGCAUCGAAAUAUUUAUUCAAUAAAAGCAUCUGAAAAACACAUA